AUUUCCGAUUUCUGCUCUCUGCGCUGAGCACAGCGGCACCAGGCUGAGCUAAGCAGGGCCGCCUUGGGCAGGCCUACCUGGUGGUGCAGGCGAGACCCAGGCUGGGCAAGGCGCAGGUGUAGCCUGUGUUACUCCCACCCCCCCCCCCCCCCCACCUUUUGGCCACAGCAGGCUUCUGAUGGGUUUUGAGGGUGUCCUCCCCCACCUCCCUCAAGUGGGGUGGAGUCCUGGGCAAAGGGAGGUCUCUGUACCGACUGGUCUGGCCAGGAGUUGGGAUGAGUGGAGGGCCCAGUGGGUCUGAGUCCCCUGCCAUUCCCAGAAUGGAGCUGUGGCCCUACCAAUGGGAGGUGAUCAUGCCUGCCAGGGCACUGGCGCAGCAGCAGUACUUUCCCGGAGUUUGUACUCACGGCAGUUGGCGAUGACUGUUAGCACAAACGGUUCUUUUCUCUUGGUUCUUUUUUCUGCGGUGGGGGGGGAUGGGAGAUUCUUAAGUCGGCUCAGCUGGCUCCUUCCCUCAGUUUCAGUUUCCAUUUUGGGUCUCUGAGCUGAGCAGAGUGGCACCAGGCUGAGUUAAGUGGGACUGCCCUGGGCAGACCUACCUACUAGAGCAGGUGAGACCUGGGCUGGGCAGGGGGCAGGUGUAGCCUGUGUUACUCCCGCCUCCCCCUUUUGGGCAGAGCAGGGUCCUGAUGGGUUCUGAGGGAGUCCUGCCCCACCUCCCUCAAGUGGGGUGGAGUCCUGGGCAAAGGGAGGUCUCUGUACCGACUGGUCUGGCCAGGAGUUGGGAGGGGUGGAGGAGUCGGUGGGUCUGAGUGCCCUGCCAUUCCCAGAAUGGAGCUUCGGCCCUACCAAUGGGAGGUGAUCAUGCCUGCCCUGGAGGGCAAGAAUAUCAUCAUCUGGCUGCCCACGGGUGCCGGGAAGACCCGGGCGGCUGCUUAUGUGGCCAAGCGGCACCUAGAGACUGUGGAUGGAGCCAAGGUGGUUGUAUUGGUCAACAGGGUGCACCUGGUGACCCAGCAUGGUGAAGAGUUCAGGCGCGUGCUGGAUGGACGCUGGACCAUGACAACCCUGAGUGGGGACAUGGGACCACGUGCUGGCUUUGGCCACCUGGCCCGGUGCCAUGACCUGCUCAUCUGCACAGCAGAGCUUCUGCAGAUGGCACUGACCAGCCCCGAGGAGGAGGAGCACGUGGAGCUCACUGCCUUCUCCCUGAUCGUGGUGGAUGAGUGCCACCACACGCACAAGGACACCGUCUACAACGUCAUCAUGAGCCAGUACCUAGAACUUAAACUCCAGAGGGCACAGCCGCUACCCCAGGUGCUGGGUCUCACAGCCUCCCCAGGCACUGGCGGGGCCUCCAAACUCGAUGGGGCCAUCAACCACGUCCUGCAGCUCUGUGCCAACUUGGACACGUGGUGCAUCAUGUCACCCCAGAACUACUGCCCCCAGCUGCAGGAGCACAGCCAACAGCCUUGCAAACAGUACAACCUCUGCCACAGGCGCAGCCAGGAUCCGUUUGGGGACUUGCUGAAGAAGCUCAUGGACCAAAUCCAUGACCACCUGGAGAUGCCUGAGUUGAGCCGGAACUUUGGGACGCAAAUGUAUGAGCAGCAGGUGGUGAAGCUGAGUGAGGCUGCGGCUUUGGCUGGGCUUCAGGAGCAACGGGUGUAUGCGCUUCACCUGAGGCGCUACAAUGACGCGCUGCUCAUCCAUGACACCGUCCGCGCCGUGGAUGCCUUGGCUGCGCUGCAGGAUUUCUAUCACAGGGAGCACGUCACUAAAACCCAGAUCCUGUGUGCCGAGCGCCGGCUGCUGGCCCUGUUCGAUGACCGCAAGAAUGUGCUGGCCCACUUGGCAACUCAUGGCCCAGAGAAUCCAAAACUGGAGAUGCUGGAAAAGAUCCUGCAAAGGCAAUUCAGUAGCUCUAACAGCCCUCGGGGUAUCAUCUUCACCCGCACCCGCCAGAGCGCACACUCCCUCCUGCUCUGGCUACAGCAGCAGCAGGGCCUGCAGACUGUGGACAUCCGGGCCCAGCUACUGAUUGGGGCUGGGAACAGCAGCCAGAGCACCCACAUGACCCAGAGGGACCAGCAAGAAGUGAUCCAGAAGUUCCAAGAUGGAACCCUGAACCUUCUGGUGGCCACGAGUGUGGCAGAGGAGGGGCUGGACAUCCCACAUUGCAAUGUGGUGGUGCGUUAUGGGCUCUUGACCAAUGAAAUCUCCAUGGUCCAGGCCAGGGGCCGUGCCCGGGCCGAUCAGAGUGUAUACGCGUUUGUAGCAACUGAAGGUAGCCGGGAGCUGAAGCGGGAGCUGAUCAACGAGGCACUGGAGACGCUGAUGGAGCAGGCAGUGGCUGCUGUGCAGAAAAUGGACCAGGCCGAGUACCAGGCCAAGAUCCGGGAUCUGCAGCAGGCAGCCUUGACCAAGCGGGCGGCCCAGGCAGCCCAGCGGGAGAACCAGCGGCAGCAGUUCCCAGUGGAGCACGUGCAGCUACUCUGCAUCAACUGCAUGGUGGCUGUGGGCCAUGGCAGCGACCUGCGGAAGGUGGAGGGCACCCACCGUGUCAAUGUGAACCCCAGCUUCUCGAACUACUAUAAUGUCUCCAGGGAUCCUGUGGUCAUCAACAAAGUCUUCAAGGACUGGAAGCCUGGGAGUGUCAUCAGCUGCAGGAACUGUGGGGAGGUCUGGGGUCUGCAGAUUAUCUACAAGUCAGUGAAGCUGCCAGUGCUCAAAGUCCGCAGCAUGCUGCUGGAGACCCCUCAGGGGCGGAUCCAGGCCAAAAAGUGGUCCCGCGUGCCCUUCUCCGUGCCUGACUUUGACUUCCUGCAGCAUUGUGCCCAGAAUUUGUCGGACCUCUCCCUGGACUGACCACCUCAUUGCUGCAGUGCCCGGUUUGGGCUGUAGGGGGCGGGAGAGUCUGCAGCAGACUCCAGGUCCCUCCUUCCUGAAUCAUCAGCUGUGGGCAUCAGGCCCACCAGCCACACAGGAGUCCUGGGCACCCUGGCUUAGGCUCCCGCAAUGGGAAAACAACCGGAGGGCCAGAGCUCAGCCCAGACCUACCUUGUACGCACAUAGACAUUUUCAUAUGCACUGGAUGGAGUUAGGGAAACUGAGGCAAAAGAAUUUGCCAUACUGUACUCAGAAUCACGACAUUCCUUCCCUACCAAGGCCACUUCUAUUUUUUGAGGCUCCUCAUAAAAAUAAAUGAAAAAAUGAGAUAGAAAA
This is a messenger RNA of Gorilla gorilla gorilla (western lowland gorilla), 3225 nucleotides long. RefSeq names its product DExH-box helicase 58 (gene DHX58). The transcript is spliced from 12 exons. Gene Ontology annotation, molecular function: ATP binding; single-stranded RNA binding; zinc ion binding. Gene Ontology annotation, biological process: cytoplasmic pattern recognition receptor signaling pathway; negative regulation of RIG-I signaling pathway; antiviral innate immune response. Bases 832 to 2868 code for a protein of 678 amino acids. NCBI's taxonomy places the organism in Eukaryota, Metazoa, Chordata, Mammalia, Primates, Hominidae. The record is from RefSeq and is a predicted model, not a curated record. Gene Ontology annotation, cellular component: cytoplasm.